Molecule: messenger RNA, 5513 nt
Organism: Lates calcarifer (barramundi perch)
Lineage: Eukaryota; Metazoa; Chordata; Actinopteri; Centropomidae
Gene: pacs2
Product: phosphofurin acidic cluster sorting protein 2
Exons: 25
Coding region: 284-2953 (889 amino acids)
Biological process (GO): protein localization to plasma membrane
Molecular function (GO): transmembrane transporter binding
Source: RefSeq, a predicted model, not a curated record
AGCGGUCGAUCCGUUCACUCCUGCGCUGCUCCCACUGCAGUUCCUCCCUGGCACAGAGGACCACACCGACCUGCCCGGCUCCAACCAGGACGGAGAAAUGAGCUCGUCCUCCGCCGUUCACAUCGCACUAACGUGAGCGCGUGUGACGGCUCUUCUUCACGGACACACACACACACACACACAUUCACACUCGCACACGCUCAUACAGAAGACCCGUACCGGUCUGCUGUUUACAAACCCCCCCAGCUCGGUGUCGGACAGUCCCACCCGCAGUCCCGGGACCAUGGCGGAGAGAAGUGGCCGGUUGAGUUUCCCCGGGAGCGGGGCUCUCAACAGACCCGUGCCCAUGAACCUGUUCGCAACGUGGGAGAUUGACGGAUCCUCCCCGAACUGCAUCCCGAGAUUGUGCAGUCUGACUCUGAAGAAGCUGGUUGUGAUGAGAGAACUUGAUAAAGAGCUGAUUUCUGUGGUCAUAGCAGUUAAGAUCCAGGGCUCCAAAAGGAUUUUGAGGUCCCAUGAGAUAGUGCUGCCACCCAGUGGGUCUGUGGAGACUGAUCUGGCUCUCACCUUCUCACUGCAGUACCCACACUUCUUGAAACGAGAAGGGAACAAGCUGCAGAUCAUGCUCCAACGGCGAAAGCGAUACAAGAACCGAACCAUCCUGGGCUACAAGACUCUCGCAGUGGGAUCUAUCGACAUGGCGGAGGUGAUGCAGCACCCGACAGAGGGAGGCCAGGUCCUCCCUCUCUGCAGCAACCAGAAAGACAUGCUGGGGAAGGUGGCAGAGAUCUGGAUCUUUUCCCUGUCCAGUCAGCCAAUAGACCACGAGGAGGCAGCUCUGCAGGGAGGACAGAAGAUCAAAUGCUCCGAUAACUACUCAGAGGAAGAGUACGAGAGCUUCUCCUCAGAGCAGGAGGCCAGCGAUGACGCCGUGCAGGGACAGGAUCUUGAGGACGACGAGUAUGAUGUGAGAAAGCCAAAGAAGCAGAGGAGGUCGAUCGUAAGGACCCCCUCCAUCACCAGACAGAACUUUAAGCAGCGAGUGGUGGCUCUACUGAAGCGUUUCAGAGUUUCAGAUGAGGUGCUGGACUCAGAGCAGGACCCAGCAGAGCCGCCUCCUGAGGUGGAGGAGGAGGACCUGGACCUGGACAGCGUAGAGUUUGAGAACCCCAGUGACAGUGGCCCAGAGCUGGAUGAUGACGACAGCGUCCUCAGUACGCCAAAACCCAAACUCAAGCCAUAUUUCGAGGGUCUCUCCCUCUCCAGCUCCCAAACUGAGAUCGGCAGCAUCCACAGCACGCGGAGCCACAGGGAGCCUCCCAGCCCGAUUGACCCAGAUAAAACCAAGAGUGGCGGCGCCAAGUUUCCAGAUGACAGUGUGUCUGAUAAUGUCUCUUUUGAGCAGCCGGAGGCGGUGACUCCGACCACAGAGCUGGAGAUGGACAACAUGGACACGUUUUUAGAGAGACUGCCACCAAGUGGCAAAAUGACCAAGACGGAGUCCCUUAUCAUUUCAUCCAACAGGCAGGAACCAAAGUUGGCUGGUAGGCGAGGCAGGAGCACGUCACUGAAGGAGCGCCAGCCCAGCAGGCCGCAGAACGAGAGGGCCAACAGCCUGGACAAUGAACGGUCCCUGGACACACGCUGCCACCUACAGAUCCCAAGAAAGACAGUGUAUGACCAACUAAACCACAUCCUGGUGUCUGAUAACCAUCUCCCUGACAGCAUCAUCCUCAUCAACACAUCAGACUGGCAGGGCCAGUAUCUUUCAGAUAUGCUUCAAAACCACCAUCUACCUGUGGUCUGCACCUGCACCACAGCAGACAUCCAAGCUGCGUUCAACACCAUCGUCUCCCGCAUCCAGAGAUUUUGUAACUGUAACUCCCAGACGCCCAUUCCCAUAAAGAUAGCUGUUGCUGGAGCGCAGCACUACCUCAGUGCAGUUCUGAGGCUUUUUGUGGACCACCUUUCCCAUAAGACCCCUGACUGGCUCGGAUACAUGAGGUUCCUCAUCAUCCCUCUAGGUGCACAUCCAGUCUCCAAAUAUCUCGGCACUAUUGACUAUCGAUACAACAGUUUGUUCCAAGACGCUGCCUGGAGAGACCUGUUUCACAAGCCUGAAGCUCCUGUUGUUGCCCAGGAAAACCCAGAUGUGGUAUCGAGGGUAACUCAGUACAUGGUGGGAGCUAAUGGAGCUCACCAGCUCCCCAUCGCAGAGGCCAUGCUCACUUACAAACAGAAGAGGAAAAAGAGCUUUCAUUUUGAUUUUGCAGUAAGCCCUGAUGAGGACUCGUGUCAGAAGUUCAUCCCUUUCAUUGGGAUGGUGAAAGUUGGCAUCGUGGAGCAGACGUCAGCAACGUCAGGAGACUCUGAUGAUGCUACACCUCUGGUCUCCUCGCUGCUCUCCUCCACCCCUCCACAAAUAUCACCUGCACUCAAAGAGGCAUCGCCCACCCCACCCUCCUCUCCGUCUGUCAACACCAGCUUCUGUGCUUACAGUUCUGGCAGUCAGGCAGAGCUGAUGGGGCUUCAGGUGGACUACUGGGUGGCUCCGACAGAAAGGAAGAAAGACGUGGAGAAGCGGGACUCCUCCGCCAAAAACACUCUGAAGUGCAAUUUCCGCUCGCUGCAGGUCAGCCGGCUGCCACUGGGGGGCGCUGAGCCAAGCCCCCAGCCCACCAUGUCCAUGACGGUGGUGACCAAGGAGAAGAAUAAGAAGGUCAUGUUCCUGCCAAAAAAGAGCAAAGACAAGGAGGUGGAGUCGAAGAGUCAAGUGAUCGAGGGCAUCAGCCGGCUCAUCUGCACUGCCAAGCACCAGCAGACCAUGCUGAGAGUGCUGAUUGACGGCGUCGAGUGGAACGAUGUCAAGUUUUUCCAGCUGGCGGCACAGUGGUCCUCACACGUCAAACAUUUCCCCAUCGGGAUCUUUGGACACACAAAAGGCCCGUACUAAGCAGCACCUAAGAGACUGAAACACUGAGGAGAGGACAGCCUCCCCCCCUCCCUUCCCCUCUCCCUUGUGCCAACAGUUUUUAACCCCCUCCACCCCACUUUCCCCCCCUGCACACUUCUUCUAUUCUGCUGUCUUAAUUUAAGCUCCUGCUUUCCACUGUUUGCAUUCGUCUGAUUAUUUAAUCUUUUGCGUGUUUUUUUAAUUUUCUAUUUAUGUAAAAAAUGUCUCGAGGCAAAGCUGCCGAGGGAAUAUUUCUUUACUCUGCUUUUUAAAAGAAAAAUCCUGCUGAUGUUUUAUAGACUUUUGAGAAAAAAAAGCCUAAUUAAAUAAUAAUUAGAAAUUACUUCUAACCUUUGACAUACUGUACGAGUGCCCAGGUUUCACCCUCAGCCAUCAUGUUUUUUAAUUUGGUGAGGUUUCAAGCACUUGGCCAGCACAAAUAAUCAAGAAUAUAUAUUAAAAAAGCAAGAGCAGCUGCCUUGUAAUGAAGUGGAAGAGGUGAUGUUCAUCUUAUUUUCUAACCACAAUGAAGAAAUUUUGGAUUCUGAACUGCAGAGACUGUUGUCGAUUCGCCAUCUUAACCCUGAGGAAGAAAAAAUAAAUGGCCCCUGACUUUUGGCCCUCUGCACUAAAUGAAGAAGUCUAAUGUGCAAUAGACUGGAUACCGUGUGAAUGCGAUUAUGAAUAAUAACCUGGCACUGUUAGAAGAUUACACACUGCUCUUAGUUGUGAUUUUCACUCUACGUAAUCCCCUCUCUUCUUUAUUCUCUCCUCCUGGUCAACUGGCUCAAGGUUUGAAGAGUUUUGCUCCAAAAUUAGACCAAAAAAAAAAAAAAAGAAAAAGAAAAUAAAGUUAAAAAACACCUGCCUUUUAGAAAAUUAUUAAUAGCACAAAAUUAACUCCUUUUUAGGUGGUAAUGCAAACAUAACAGAAUAUAUUAAUAUUUUGGUAAAUUCGCUUAUUUGCUUUCUUGCCAAGAGUUAGAUGUGAAGAUCUGUAGAGUAAAUAUGAAGCUACAGUUAGCAGCUAGCUUAGCUCAGCUUAGCAUAGCUAGCCUGGAUCUGUCUGAAGCUAACAAAAUCUGCCUACCAGCGCCUUCAAACCUCUCUCAAUUAAAAGUUUCUAGUGUGUUUAAUUUGUACAAAAACUGAAGAAGAAAAAUGGCAAGUAGGGGCUUACACUCCAUUUUUUGUACAAAUUAGAUAAUAUAUAUAUAUUUUUAUCUUCAGAUGGAGCUAUGCUAGCAGUUCCAGGUCUUGAAACUAUGCUAAGCUAACCAGCUGCUGGCUAACAGCUAGCCUGGCACUGAUCAAAAGUAACAAAAUCUGCCUACCAGCAUCUCUAAAGCUCACAAAUUAAGACAUUAUAUCUCAUUUAUUUAACGUGUACAAAAACUGAGCCAGACUAGCUGUUUCCAGUCUGAGCUAAGCUAAGCUAACUGGCUUAGAGCUAUGAGAGUGGCGUCCAUCUUCUCAUCUCACUCUCAGCAAGAAAGUAAAUACUUUUCCUGUAAGCGUGGUUUAUAAAAUGAAAUAAAUUUUACAGGGUGGCUCCUCUAUUUUGGAAAAACUCUUCUUCCUCUAGCCCCACACUCCUCCACCACACUCCGUAUCUUUUGCUAAAAGCAAACGUUACUUUUGCCAAAGGAAAAUACUCAUCAACUGCAGCUCCCUCAUUACCUGUGUGGUAUUAUAGAUGACUUCAUAAUGUAGAGGUGAAUGUAUUGAAGGUACCUUAAUGUAAAGCACUUUUAAAUGUUUGUCCAUUAUAGAUUUUAGUGUGUUAAACCUGUCCCCGGGAACCUGCAGGUACGACUGGCUGUGGUUCACAGAGGCACAUAGAGACACUGUGUUUGUCAUUAUAUCUGAGGUCAACAACAGCACAAACAGUGGUGACGUGGCAUAUAAGUCCAUAUGCAAAGUAAACCAAGCAUCUGUAUCUUCUCAGUGCUGUUUAAUAUCACUUUACGCUCUGUGUGAAGCCUCGUUGGACUAUGUUAGACUUUAGUUUAAUAUUCUGUAAGGUUAGCCUAGAACGUGUAUGUGAUGUUAACAUUUCAAAAGUAGAUUUUUGCUCAAUCCUUAUUUGACUAUGAAGCAUAAAACUAAAAAGUAUUUUGCUUAUAAAAUUUCUUUCAGUAGCAGUUUCAUUAUAACCAUUGCCAAUUUCUUGAUAAGUGCCUAAAUUGCUUAAUUUUGACAAAUCAAUAUAAACAAACAUCCCUGGCUGACAUGGUGCUGAUUCUGGUCCAACAACAACAUAAAAUAUCUCAAUACAGUGCACUGAUUUUUGCAGUCAAGCCUGUUUGUUGGAGGGAGGGAAAAUCACACUCUGGCCAGUUGACUCUCAAACACUUGGGUUUGAAUUAAUUAAAAAAAACACUGCAGUCCAUUCAUGUUGAGCAUAUGUUUGUUUCUCUAUAUAGAAGAUGUUUUAGAUGUUUUUGUUUGGUUUCUCAUGUUGUCUCAGAGAAAGGCUUGUUGAUACUGUUCCCCUAAAGACUACCACUGUAAUCCCAAAAACUGGGAGUAAUAAAACUACUAUACGCACUAAAAUGUA